UUCUUUUCAAUUCUAGCUGGUUUUUCGUACAUCGACGUGAAUUUUUACGCUGGUCAAGCAAUUCCGCUGCUGAUGAUCACCGCUUAUUUGUUUAUACUUGGAUCGAUUUAUAGAAAUCGGAAGGUGACCAGAACAUAUAGCAACGGGCAAACGCUAUUUGAUGCCAGACUGGCGUUCCAAUUUUUUAUGAUUUGUUGUAGUCAAUACUUAACUGCCUUUUUGUUCGACAUCGUGCCAAAAAUUGGCGGUGGAACCGUUUGGGGCGCACUCAUCAUCAACUGCAUAGGUAUGUCUACAACUUUCAUCAGUAUAGUUUCCCAAAUCACGUUGUGUCUACUUAAGUGUCUUUUAUGCGAGCACAUUCCUGAUAACAAAUAUUCAUUCAUUCAAUUCAAUCGGUUGGAAUUGAGACAAGGUUCAAUCGCCCAUCGAAUUACCAGUCAAUAA
Messenger RNA from Angiostrongylus costaricensis, 447 nucleotides. Lineage: Eukaryota; Metazoa; Nematoda; Chromadorea; Rhabditida; Metastrongylidae. The record is from the annotation of a GenBank genome assembly.